UUGGCUGCAUGCCAUGGAUGACGCUGUUUUUUAGAGCUAGAAAAAGAGAGCUAAAAACACCCGUUGGUGUGUGAGUUCUGUGUCGACUAAACGAAAACCGACUAUCCCUUACAAUGGCAGACGUAGACGCACCUUAUGAUCCUAAUGAUACCAUCAACUCCUCUGUAGUAUCAGCAGAUACCACCUUGCCUAAUGCUGAUGACGUCUUAUCACCAGAAAAGAGUGCAAGUGCUAACGAUGAAGUUGCUAACGGUGAAGUUGCUAACGGUGAAGUUGCUAACGGUGACGUGAGUCACGUAGACACAAACCAGGAGGAAGCCCAAGAUGGGACUGCAGUAGAUGAGGCGGUGGCAGAGACGGUGGAGGAGAAGGUAGAAGAGGCAGUCGACGAUGCAGCAGACGAGGUGGCAGAUGUCGAAGACAUCAAACCGCUCCUUCCGAAAACAUUUUACAAGGAUGGCGAGCUUGCACCUGCAGACUGUCUUUGGACCACUAAGGCGGGAGGUGCAGUUAAAUCUCGGAUCUCCGAUACCAAUAAAGAGAUACCCACAGAGACGGUGCAUUCGGCAAUCGCGAGAGCUGUGAAGAAUUUCCCAAAUAAUAUUGCGUUGGCUACGAAAAGAAAUGGCGUGUGGAUGAAAUGGACUUAUACGGAGUAUUACAGCGAUGUACGCAGUGCUGCCAAGGGAUUUCUCAAGCUUGGUCUUGAACGUUACCAUGGCGUUGGUAUAAUUGGAUUCAACUCUCCGGAAUGGUUCAUCUGCUCCAUGGGCUCAAUGUUUGCUGGCGGUCUAGGAACAGGUAUUUACACAACCAAUUCAGCCGAGGCUUGCCAGUACGUCGCCGAUAAUUGCCAAGCCAACGUCAUCGUUGUGGAGAAUAAGACGCAUCUGAACAAGAUCCUGAAAGUUUGGGACAAGCUUCCGCACCUCAAGGCAAUUGUACAAUACUCUGGCAAACUGGAAGAGAAGAGAGAUAAUGUAUACACAUGGUCAGAAUUUAUGGAAAUCGGUCAGGACGUUCCAGACGCUGACCUGGAUGACAUCAUCAACUCUCAGGCGCCCAAUCAUUGCUGUACGCUCAUCUACACAUCAGGAACAACGGGUAACCCCAAAGGGGUCAUGGUCAGCCAUGAUGGGUUUUUGUGGCAAGCGAAAAGCUGCGCCAAAGCUGCCCACCUGAAGCAAGGCGUCGAGUCGGUAGUCAGCUAUCUACCAGUGUCUCAUGUACUCGCUCAGCUGUUCGACAUCUACAUCCCUCUGGUUACAUGUGGAGCCGUUUAUUUUGCCCAACACGACGCCCUCAAGGGUACGUUAGUCACUACACUGAAGGAAGUCAGACCGACCGGCUUCAUAGGGGUGCCAAGAGUGUGGGAAAAGAUUCAAGAGAAAAUGAAAUCCAUCGGAGCUAGUAAUACGGGCUUCAAGAAGAGGAUAGGUGACUGGGCUAAGGAUAUCGGACUCAGGGGUCAUGCUGCCCUGGAGAAACGUGCAAUGCAGUCCAACCAGGGCUGGUGGCAAUAUUUUUGGGGAGUGAUAAGUGAACCGUUACCAUGGGGAUGGACAUUGGCGAAUCUACUGGUUUUCAGAAAGGUUCGUCAGGCUCUUGGACUUGACAGGUGUUUUCUGACCUUCUCGGCCGGCGCACCCAUAGCCACAGAUACACUCAACUACUUCUUGAGUAUCAACAUACCAGUCUAUGACAUCUAUGGCAUGAGUGAAAGCUCAGGUCCACACACCAUUUCGAUGCCGGACUGCUACAAGAUGGGAAGUGCUGGUCAGUGUCUUGCCGGAGCUGAGACUAAGAUUCAUGAUCCAGACAAGGAUGGGAUCGGUGAGGUGUGCUACAACGGACGCCAUGUGUUCAUGGGUUACCUCAACAUGGAGGAGAAGACCAGAGAAACCUUAGAUGAAGAUGGAUGGUUACAUUCUGGUGAUCUCGGCUACGUGGACGACAAAGGGUUCCUCUAUAUUACAGGUAGAAUCAAAGAGUUAAUCAUCACAGCAGGUGGUGAGAAUGUUCCACCGGUACCCAUCGAGGACUCCAUCCUGAAUGAGACUGCCAUACUGAGUAACUGUAUGUUGAUUGGUGACCAGCGCAAGUUCCUCUCGAUCAUUGUAACAUUGAAGGUUAAAAUCGACGAAGCUAGCCAGGAGUCCACGGAGGAUUUGAACGGCGAAGCCCUAGCCAUCUGUAAGAAACUCGGCAGUGAGGCCAAGACGGUCGCUGAGGCAGAGACAGACGAGAAGAUCUCACAGCACAUCCAGAAGGGCAUCGACGCCUACAAUAAGCAGGCUGCGUCCAGAGCCCAGAUGGUACAGAAGUGGAAGAUACUCAGAAAGGAUUUCACAGUCGCUGGCGGAGAAUUAGGUCCGACGCUGAAACUGAAACGACCGAUAGUAACCAAGCAGUAUGCCGAGUUGAUUGACUCAAUCUACGGAGAGAGUUAGUUUAAAACUCUGUCAAAUUCAUGGAAGUCGAAUCGACCCGGUUCGAUCUGUUCUCAAUUUUGCCGUCAUGAUUUUACUUUGCAUCAACAUUCUCAUUUUGAGAAUGGGCCAGGUCUGAAUUUCAUUGAACCACUUUUGAGUUCAACAAAAUUACUUAGCAUGGAAAGAAGUUUGCUAAGUAAAAAAUGGUUACCAGCCAAAGUACAAUGCCACGUGUGUUCUAUUUGUGACUGGUGCCCCGCUCAGUUUUUUUUCUGCGAAGAAACUUGAUGAGCGUGUUCUGUACUUCAGCAGUUCUGUGAAAUUUCAGAACAACCAACUCGUUCCCAUAAAUCCAGUAAAUAUCCUACAACAUGGCCGUUAUCAAAAAUAUAAUUAAGGGAAGUUAACAAAACGAGAGUACUCUCAUGUUCGCAAAAUUGUUGGUUAAAAAGGUUUUAGAACAUCCUGGCCAGUUAAAAAUUAUUUCAAUUUACCUAAACAUUAACCGCGUGGAUACAUAUUGAGCUAAUAGUACCAAUGAAUUAACAUUUAUAUAUAUAUUAUAUAGGAAAUUAAAACCAGUGUGCAGGGUAUUUAACUCGAUGUCACUUUGUAGAGGAACUCCGCUAAUUGUCAGCACCAAAAUGCAAUAAAAAUUACUGUGAAUGAAAUAAAAAACGAGAUGUUUCAGAAAUAGCUUUGAUCCUAAAAGUCAAGCGGAGAUUGUACUAAAAGUUUUUCCUACAUAUAGGCUGAAGUGAGUAAAUGGUGGUUAAGUUAAGUGGGCUUUUACCCGUAGCAAUGUAAAUCACAUACAAAAAAAAGUGGUGGCAGAAAUAGUUUACCAACCAAAAUUCAGUGUCAAAUGUGUUACUUAUAGCUGGUUCCCUGCCAAACAUGUGUGAACUCACAAGCACGCAGAGAUUGGCCUUUGCUUAUUAUGGCCAGUUUAUCAUUGAAUGCGACGAUAUGCAUUACAUAACAAUAAAAUACAUCUGCGUUAAUACCACUCACUUGCAUUGUUAGAGGAAUAGGUUUGUUUCACUUGUGAGAAGAUAUGUAUAGUCUGGUAUCCACACCAUAGCAUUUCCCCAUCGAACCAAAGUUACCCACCAUGAGAGCUAGGGUGCUGUACUGAUUAAAUCCAACCUCAUUCGUGACCAAAAGUAAGUUUUAGUCAAAACACUGCUCUGUUGUAGUCAAUAUACACUUGUAGCUGAAACUAAAAUAAAUUGCCUUGUGAUGCAGGCAUUUGGUUAUAUACUGGGGUUUCGAUUUGCAGGUUUAUUUUGUUCAUCAAGAUUGUGGGUUCAAAGGAGUUAUUUGACCAAUAACCAAUAAAAUUCAUUUUCCAGUGACUGCCAAAACACCCCUGGUUGGAUGUGUUGAUGGAUUGCAUGUUAAUUACAAUGGAUUGUGAAGUAAAAUACACCCAACUAUUAUUUGCUGUUCAUUUGCUGUGACCUACAUACCCAACACUGAAGUGUACCCCAAACCGAAUUGUUUGAAGUGUGUUGAUUGAAGUGCAUAUUUCAUCUUGCCAUUUAUACGUCUAUUUGUGUUGAAUGACCAAUAGAAACCAUUCAACAGUCCUCGCUCUUGAUCAUAGACUUUGUGCACACACUAUAGCUGUACCCUUGUAUCAAAGUGUACCUAACCAUGCAUGAUCAGUGAACCGUGCAAAUGGACUCAGGGUAGGAGGGUUAGGUUGUGCUGCGAUUGUGCCCACACACAUGCACACAGCUCUGUGCUGUGCACUCACUGUGUGGACAUUUCUUUGUUCUAUAAUCUUUUAAGGAAAAUCCUAUCCUUCAACACUGUAAAUUACACUGUGUGGACGUGUGUAAGUGCACAAAAUAUUUCAAGUCCCUACACUACAUGUGAACUUGUUUUGUUUUCGGGUCCACCCUUUGUAUAAAGCAUUAAAACAGACACACAGGGAACUCAGCAAGAUAGCUGGAGCUUGUUAUAUGA
This is a messenger RNA of Asterias rubens (European starfish), 4406 nucleotides long. Its product is annotated as long-chain-fatty-acid--CoA ligase ACSBG2-like. The transcript is spliced from 17 exons. Gene Ontology annotation, cellular component: endoplasmic reticulum; membrane. The coding region runs from base 114 to 2450 and encodes 778 amino acids. Lineage: Eukaryota; Metazoa; Echinodermata; Asteroidea; Forcipulatida; Asteriidae. The record is from RefSeq and is a predicted model, not a curated record. Gene Ontology annotation, molecular function: long-chain fatty acid-CoA ligase activity.